Molecule: messenger RNA, 1731 nt
Organism: Penicillium angulare
Lineage: Eukaryota; Fungi; Ascomycota; Eurotiomycetes; Eurotiales; Aspergillaceae
Product: Leucine Rich Repeat domain protein
Exons: 5
Coding region: 1-1731 (576 amino acids)
Molecular function (GO): Hsp90 protein binding
Source: RefSeq, a predicted model, not a curated record
AUGCCAUCGACUGUCUCAGGUCAUCACGAGCGCGGCCAAAAGCUUUAUCAAAAAAAGGAUUUCAAAGCCGCCAUUGAAGCCUUCGGCGAGGCGUUGACCCAUAAAUCUUCAGAUGCCAUUGGUGUUCUUGAUAAUCGUGCAGCAACAUACUGCAAACUUGAGCAAUAUGAGCAGGCACGUCGCGAUGCGAGGCAUAUGAUUAAAAAGGCCAGUCAAGAUGAGCGCGGAUAUCUUCGAUGUGCCAAGGUCUUGCUCCUUGAAGGAAAACCAGAAAAGGCAUUAGAAAUAUACGCAUAUGGCCUGAAGACCCUUGGCAGUAAACAUCCGCGUCGCGAGGUGCUGGAGCAAUUGUAUAAAAAGCUUGAAAGUCGCAUGCUUCCCAACAGAAGAGACCCCUUUACUGUAUUGCCUCUUGAGAUGGCAAUGUUAGUGAUUGGCCAAUUCUCUUUCAAACAGAUUGUGGGCAUCCUGCGUGUAUGCAAAGGAUGGCAACGAUUCUUGGGCUCCAUAUCGCAACUGUGGAUGAAGAUCGACUUUACUGGCGCUCGAGGGACAGUUCCAUUCAAUGCCAUCAGUUCAUGUAUCCGACGAUCAAGAGGUCUACUCACCCAUGCUACCAUUAAAAGUCUUCCUCUUCCGCAGACAUCAAGGAGCUUGGAAUUCCUGAGCAGGUGCCCCCAUAUUGAGCAUCUUGAUAUAUCAGCAAAUUACGGAUGCAAAGAGUUUUUUGAGAAAUUCAAACGCCACAAGAAGCUUCAGAACCUGACCUUUUCAUCGGAAAUACCUGUGACAAAGGCUGAUUUUCUACGCUUUUUACAUGACUAUCCAAAGCUAGACCGCAUCGCAUUAUGGAAUAUUCGAGAGGGCCAACAAUCUUCAGCAAACUUAUGGCCCGAUUCUCUUCCAAUUUUAAGAAGCGUCACCUUAGCUUCGCAAUCUUCAAAUACCUCAUCCAUUAUACAGCACGGGCUGUGGGUGCCGAAUUUAAUAUCUGACAAACAACCCCAUCCUCUUCCUCGCCUCCAAGAAUUGAGACUUGAUUGGGACCCUCCAACACUUUUACCAGUGUCAUAUCCUAUAUGCUUCGACCGGCCCGACCGUCAAGAUGCUUCGAUAGAUGAUGAUCCGGCGAUGAAACCUCCGCCAUUGCUUCGGCAAAUUGAUUUCCGUGGAAUAUUACCUUCGCCGAAUCUUUUUACUGGCCUGCCAAAGGGUCUGGAAUUUCUACGUUUUUCGGGUGGAAUGGCUCGACCACUUCAAUUAACGCCCCCAACAGAGACAUUGCCACGUUUACAUACAAUUAUCUUUGUAGAUGCGGGGUGGGUUACAUUUGAUAUUCUCCAGCAAUUCCUUUUCGAUGCCCAGCCUCCCAUUCGCAAACUUUACUUGGACCAGUGUUUCAACGUCUCUUGGCACGAAUUCCUCCUCAUAAUGGAACACAAAGGCCGCAAUCCUGAAUUGGAAAAGUUGGAGGAACUAGGUGUCUCUCACUGGCGAGACGUGGAUGACAUGUACGCGAGUGCCCUUCGCAAAAGCUUCACUAGCUUGAGGGUUCUUGAUCUAUCAUAUACAAGUAUUACAGGAUGCACAAUCCGAGAAUUUACCGAUUCCCGCACCUCAGAAUCAGAUAAGGGGGCCAAGCUUGAUCGGAUCAUCGUACGAGGAUGUGAGAGUAUCUCCUUGGAUGCUGUUGCAUACGGGCGGCAGAACGGGCUUGAGGUCAUUACCUGA